This is a messenger RNA of Paramecium tetraurelia, 1809 nucleotides long. RefSeq lists its product as uncharacterized. Gene Ontology annotation, biological process: protein phosphorylation. The record is from RefSeq and is a predicted model, not a curated record. The transcript has 3 exons. NCBI's taxonomy places the organism in Eukaryota, Ciliophora, Oligohymenophorea, Peniculida, Parameciidae. Gene Ontology annotation, molecular function: ATP binding; phosphatidylinositol binding; protein kinase activity.
AUGUAGUAUGAAAUCAAGAUAAUGGGUUAUGAGAAUACGACAGACAAUGUUUUAUAUAGAAUUCGCAUUAUCGAUCUUUUUACACUUGAUUAGAGAGAAAUUAGAGUUAGAUAUAGUCUCUUGCUUGACCUUCAUAAUGCCAUGCAAGAAUACAAUAUAAAUUAUUAACUUCCUCAAUUUCCAAAAAAGGAAUACUUAAAGACAUUGUUUGGAGAAAAUAAAGUGAUCAAGCAACGUGAAUAAAAAAUAGGGGAAUAUUUUCAAUAGCUUCUUAAAUGUCCUCCUCCUAAUCAUAAAUUAUUGCUUGAUUUUCUUAGAGAAGGGGUUGAUACUAUUAGACAAUAGGAAUUAUUAAAGGAAGUCAACUCUAAAGCUGAGAUACUCAAAUAUUUAAAGGAUGAAAAGUUGCUAAAAAGGGGACAAUUUGGAAAAACAACUUUAUAUAGCAUAAACGGAAAAAAAAUAAUUCUGCAUAAGUUUUAUGUCAUUUAGCAACAAAGUGAUUAACUGUUUUCAUUUUAUAUGAAGGCUCAUUUAAAUAUUUUAGAACACAGCUUGUUUACUCAAGUGCAUUCUGUAUUCUAUAUACGACCCAAAGCUAACUUUGUUGACUCUAUGCUUGGCUAAGUGAAAUAGCCAAAAGUUAGCAAAAAACCCAAUAUUUUUACUAAUUUAUAUCCCCAAUAUAUAAGAGGAGAGGCAGUGAAGAUAUUCUCAUUUGAAGAAUAUGAGGGAUAAAAUCUAAACGAAGUGAUUAAAGAUCGAAAAACUAAAAAUAAGCCUUUUACUUUAGAUGAGCUCUUAAAUAUUAUAUAGAAAAUCCUCCAAGCGAUUAUUUAAUUACAUAAGCGCAACAUUUUUCCUAACAGAAUUUUACCCACUUCCAUUAUCAUCAACAAUGAGAGUGUUAAAUUGGCUAGUAUUUAAGAACCUAAUGCCAAAUAUAAGGAAAAAUAGUUGUUGGAAGGACAUGCCAAUAAUAGUGAGUAAAGUUAUGAUAUUGUUUAUUAUCCUCCUGAAAAAUUGAGUUAAUAGUUUUCAUAAUAAAUAAAUGGAAAGUUGAUAGAUAGUUGGCAUUUUGGAGUUUGUAUAUUAAUGGCAGCUUUGCUCUAUACAAAUAAAGAAUUGGAAGGAAUUCAUUCAUCUUAUUAAGUUGAUAAAUUUGCUAAUCAAGUGUAGUUGUUAUAUGGUGAUGUAAUAGCAGAAAUAAUUAUGCUGAGUCUAAAACAAUAAUCACACUAAAGAGCAGAUAUUAGGGAAUUGUAUUUUUUGGCCAAUUAAACAGCAAUUAUCAAAUUUCAAUCAAACGUUUUGAAUCAGUAAGAGAAAUCUUAAAUUACAUACUUAACAAUUAAUAACAUAACAUAAGAGCAGUUAGACAAUCUUGAAUAGCUCAUUCAAAAGUCUCCAAUUUUAUCAGUUAAAAUAAAUCUAUAUAAAUAAUAAAUAGAUUAAUAGGAAUUAGAUAAAUUAUUACAAAUACUGGGUAAUUUUGCUGAAGUAAAGUAUAUUUCAAUGAUUUUAAAUAAGUAAGAAUAGAAUUAAAUGAUUAGAACAUAAAAUUUAAAUUUUGGAAACCUGUGUGUUGGUUUAUAAAAAUUAAGGCAAUUGAAACGUAUCUCAUUGGAUUUGAAGGGAAUCAAUUUAGAAAAAGAAGAAAUUGACUAGGCAUUAAAAACAUUUAAAUAAAUGGAUUCAAUUGAAAGAUUUAUAUUGGAUUGUUCAUCUAUGGAAUUUAUUAAUAGUUUGAAAUCAGAAUUGAAAUUAGAGAGUAAUUUAGUUUUGUAUUUUGAAUCAUAAUUAAUUUGA